Messenger RNA from Ctenopharyngodon idella (grass carp), 4094 nucleotides. It is a transcript of the gene klhl24b, whose product is annotated as kelch-like family member 24b. NCBI's taxonomy places the organism in Eukaryota, Metazoa, Chordata, Actinopteri, Cypriniformes, Xenocyprididae. The transcript has 6 exons. The record is from RefSeq and is a predicted model, not a curated record. Gene Ontology annotation, molecular function: protein binding. The coding region runs from base 269 to 1792 and encodes 507 amino acids.
CUGGGCAGAAGAAUGAACCGGGAGGACUCUGGAGUCCGUGAGUCUCCAGCAGUCAAGAGAAAGGUUCUGGAGAUGGACAGCAAGUCCCUCAGUAAUCAUGAUGUGUUCGAUUACUCCUCUGGCCCGUCCCACUCUGAGAGCAUUCUGCAGAUGUUUAACGAGUUUCGUGAUGGCAGACUGUUCACAGACGUGGUGAUCAGCGUGGAGGGUCGUGAGUUCCCAUGUCACCGCGCCUGUGUUGUCAGCUUGCAGCAGCUACUUCCGUGCAAUGUUCUGCAAUGACCACCGUGAGAGCCGUGAGAUGUUGGUGGAGAUCAACGGCAUCCGUGCCGAAGCCAUGGACACCUUCCUACAGUACGUCUACACCGGACGUGCCCGCAUCACCACAGACAAUGUACAAUUCCUCUUCGAGACCUCCAGCCUCUUCCAGAUCAGCACUCUCCGUGAUGCCUGUGCCAAGUUCUUGGAGGACCAACUUGACCCCUGCAACUGCCUGGGAAUCCAGCGUUUUGCCGACGCGCACUCCCUCAAGCAACUGGCCAGCCGCUGCCGAUCUUACGCGCUGCAGAGCUUUGCCGACGUGGCCCAGCAUGAAGAAUUCUUGGACUUGCGUAAGGAAGAACUGGAGGAGUACAUUGCUAGUGACGAGCUAGUUAUUGGAAAGGAGGAGACUGUGUUUGAAGCAGUGAUGCGUUGGGUGUACUACGAUGUGGACCACCGCAGGAUCAUGCUCAAAGACCUUCUCAAUCAUGUCCGCCUGCCCCUGCUGCAUCCGAAUUAUUUCGUACAGACGGUAGAAGGUGACCAGUUGAUCCAAAAUGCCCCAGAGUGCUAUCAACUUCUGCACGAAGCCAGGCGCUAUCAUGUGUUGGGCAACGAAAUGAUGUCGCCAAGAACCCGUCCACGCAGGUCUACUGGAUUCUCUGAGGUCAUUGUCGUAGUCGGAGGGUGUGAGAGAAUGGGAGGUUUCAACCUGCCGUACACUGAGUGCUAUGAUCCUGUAACUGGGGAAUGGAAAUCCUUAGCCAAACUCCCAGAAUUCACCAAGUCAGAGUAUGCCGUGUGUGCCCUCAGGAACGACAUUCUGGUCUCAGGGGGUAGAAUCAACAGCAGGGAUGUCUGGAUGUACAACUCCCAGCUCAACAUCUGGAUCAGGGUUGCCUCUUUGAACAAGGGCCGCUGGAGACACAAAAUGGCCGUCUUGUUAGGAAAGGUGUAUGCCGUUGGUGGAUACGACGGUCAGUCUCGACUCAGCAGCGUCGAAUGCUACGACUCUUUUUCAAACCGCUGGACGGAAGUGGCACCUAUGAAGGAGGCUGUCAGCUCACCAGCCGUCGCCAGCUGUGUCAAUAAGCUGUUUGUGAUUGGAGGAGGACCUGAUGACAACACAUGCUCAGAUAAGGUUCAGUGCUAUGACCCUGAGUCUGACUCCUGGUUGCUAAGGGCCAACAUUCCCAUCGCUAAGCGCUGCAUCACAGCCGUAUCACUGAACAAUCUCAUCUACGUUUCUGGAGGCCUGACCAAAUCAAUCUACUGCUAUGACCCCAUUGAAGAUUACUGGAUGCUCGUGGUCCAUACUUUCAGCAAGCAGGAAAGUUGCGGUAUGUCGGUAUGCAACGGGAAGAUCUACAUCCUGGGUGGGCGCGGUGAAAACGGAGAGGCUUCAGACACCAUCCUGUGCUAUGACCCGUCCACCGGCAUCAUAACGGGCGUGGCCGCCAUGCCCCGCCCCAUUUCUUACCACGGCUGCGUCACCAUUCACCGCUACAAUGAGAAGUUCUACCAUUCAUGACACUGAAAAGCACACUCACACAGGGACGUAGAUAAACUGAGCCUUAUUUUAAGAUAACGUAGCAUUACGACAAGUAAGUAAGGUAGAUAAGUAUGUCCCAACCUCCCUCAGUUUACAUGCUUUGAGAGCAGACGGUUAAACUGACAACUACACAAUAACUCAUUUUAGUGUACAGUAUAAACAUUCAUGGAUAUCAAAAACUGUUUUACAUUCUACCACCAUAAACAAUCAGUUUGACAGCAUCACACAGAUUAUGUAUGGAUUUGCAUACUGUUACACAAAUGUUUCUAAAUUGAUUUACAGCCUCCCAGUGAUCUGGGACUUUCCCUCGGUUAAACGCCUCCAUUAGUGAUUUAUUAUUCCCUCUUCAUUAUUAUUAUUGCAUUUUCUAUUCUAUUUUAAUGUAUGGUGUCAGUGGUUGUUUUGGGUCACCAUAAUUUUGCCAAGUAAGACAUGUUCCUGGAUCAACAUAUUUUGUUGAUCCUGGAACAAUAUUCCUGUCUGAAAAGUUAGUCCUACCCCUAAACCUAACCCUACCCAUAACUUAUCCCUAAAAUCAGAGGGAAAUUAUAGGUAAAACACUGAUGUAGAAGCACCUACCCCUGGUUGUAAGCCUAAACUUGACAUAAACUGUAAAUUUGUACCUCAAAUUUGAUUGGUUGAUUGGAAUGUUGUCAAAGAUGUUGAUCCAGGAUCAUGUUGAACUUGCUGAAAUCACAGUGACUUGUUUUGAGUGGGUGAAUGGGGUGAUUAUUUGUGACUGGUGGAUAGAGUGCUUGAUUGUGAUGGAUUUGUGUUUAUAUAAGUGUGUUUGAAAAGAUUCAGCCAGAUGUGUGUGAGACAGAAAAUAUGCAGGAACCACUUCCUCCCAUGUCUAAUGGGUAUAUUGUAAGCAAAAAUCCAUCAGGCACCAAAAAGUAUAGUGUUUCUUUUAAUAUUGCUUUAUGCAUGCAUGUACGUUUUUGGGUGAUAUUAAUUGUUUUCUAAAUUUUGUAGUAGAAAUUGUGCCUGUCAUGACAUUUUAUUGGAAAAAAAACAUGGCUGUUUGAGAAAUAGUGUGUCUGAACUUUUAUAGUAAUGCCAUCCAUACAGUAUGAAGCAUUACAAUGUGAGUCGAUUAGCUUCUGUAUUUCUAUGCUGUAUCAUUUAGCCUAUGGGAAAACAUGCUUCCUUGCAUAUAAUGUAGAAUACAAGCAGUAAUGUCUUGGUUAUAAGUGACUUUUUAAGUUAUUUAUUCUUGGUAGAAGUCCAAAAACCCCAACCAGGCACUUAAGUCUUCAAUAUUUUUCAGUGUCCCGGAUGUAAAUAUGAUAUUUCUUCAGGUUUACUGUAUCAGUAAGUGUUUGCAAUGGCCAAAAGGCCAGUUCACACUCUCAGCUCCCAUAAAACUCUUCCUUUUUUGUUCUUACAAUAAUCUGAGCUCAGUAUUUGUGCAUACAGUGCAGUGACGUAGCAGCAAAAGAUUGUGUUUGUGUGCCAGGGAUUCUAAGACUAUAGUGAUGUCAGCUUUGUUGCCUGCUUUUGGUUAGCAGGAUUGUUCAGUUUUGUCAGCUGCAAGACAAGAACAACACACAUUGUUCAUUUUACUCUGGGAAUUUGACAAUGCAACUGAAAGAUGGAGUCAAAACCCUGAGCACACAUGCAACAACACAACAUGGUCUUUCUCUAACCUUUUUUUUUUUUUUUUUUUUUUUUUUUGGUGUGUAGUUUUACGACUUUGUGUAAAUAAAUGUAGUUGAUGUGAGUGGUGUCUUUUGGUGAGUGCUAUAUAGGCUUAUUUUUUUCUUCUGAUAACUUUCAGUUGCUAAAAGCCAUAGACAGAAUGAGUGUUUUUUAAAGUUAUUUUACAAACGUUUCUUUUUGAAUGAGUCCUUAUACACUUUAGGGUAUUGAAUUAUCUGUGCAUGCCAAAAACUUAUAUGUCAAAAAAAACAAAAAAAAAAAACAUUGUUAUAGCAAGAAUGUGGUUUAAGCUCUAAUUACAGUGAUGGUUUUGCAAAGAAAGUGCCAACUUGAGAAAAUAUAUCACUUAAAUGCAUUAAAAGAAAUGACCAUUUUGUGCCUUGUGGCGGAAUGAUAUACAUUUGACAACUAACCAAAGAUGUGUGAUUGGUUUUGUCUGUGUUAUUUCCAGAACAAUAUUGUAAAAUAGACUGCAAGCCUUUAUGAUGUCAUCAUUUUUUUUGUGUAAAACUGACACUAAAAUGUUCUUGUUUUAAGUAACUGAAAUAUAAAAGAGCUUAAUAUGCUGUAUAUGCAUAUGUUUUCCUCAAUAAAGCAAUUUUUAGUAUGGAUUUGUAAA